ACUAAUUCAGACUACAUCAGACCACGGUUACACACACCUAGGAGUCUAGGACAUAAGCUCGAAGAAAUUCAAGAUGAGGGGGGUUCUUCUCCUAAGAGUAGCUCAAAAAGCUGUAUCUUCUUCUGGUAUUCAAAGUAACUUUCAGUCUUCGUCAAAGCGCUGCUGGUGUCUCUUCUCAAAUCAACUCCACUCUCACGCACCUUCAUCCUUCGGCAUUGCAUUUGACAUCGAUGGCGUCCUCCUCCGAGGAAGCAUUCCGAUUAGCGGUUCUUCUCAUGCUCUCAGACGCCUCUACGACAAUUUUGGGACUAUUAGAGUUCCUUUUGUUUUCCUGACAAAUGGAGGUGGCGUUCCUGAAUAUGAAAGAGCAAGGGAGCUGACCAGUUUGCUGAGAAUCAACAUCCUCCCUUCACAGGUUCUACAAGGCCAUACCCCGUUUAAACAUUUGGUGAAAAGAUUUGAGAAUGAAUUCAUUGUGGCUGUUGGGAAAGGUGAACCUGCUAAAGUAAUGUCUGAAUAUGGUUUCAGAAAUGUCCUCUCAAUGGAUGAGUAUGCAUCAUUUUUUGAGAAUAUUGACCCAUUGGCACAAUACAAGGAGUUCGCUGACAAGCAGAUUGUGAGUCAUCAGAAAGUCACUUUGAGACAAGACCCUUGCUCAGAGAGGGUCCAAGCUGUCUUCAUUGUUAGUGAUUCAAUUGAUUGGUGCAGAGAUAUUCAGGUUCUUUGUGAUAUCUUAAGGACGGGAGGCCUACCAGGAAGAGAGGUUGCGCACCAGCCACCUAUUUUUUUUGCAAACGAUGACCUUGCUUAUCAGGCACUGUUUCCCUCCGAACGUCUUGGAAUGGGUGCUUUCAGAGUUGCUCUAGAAUCUAUAUAUAAUAGCAUUCACCAAAAGCCUCUGGAAUAUACAUCUUAUGGGAAACCAAACCCUUUUGUAUUCAAAAAUGCUGAAGCAACAUUGAUGCAACUUCAGUUGCCUCAUCAGGCUGCUACUGGUGGAAUGCAUUCUUUUAAAACCUUGUAUAUGGUUGGGGAUAAUCCAUCUGUAGAUAUCAAUGGAGCUCGGCAGGCCGGCCCCCCUUGGUUCUCUAUCUUGACAAGGACAGGCGUUUUCAAGGGACGUGUAAACGAGAGUGAUUUUUCAGCAGAUCUGGUUGUUGACACCGUGGAAGAUGCAGUGGAGUAUAUUUUGAGUAGGGAACGUUACUCUUCAUGAGAAAAAUUGGAGCAAGCUUUAUUUAGUUAGAGGAACAAAUACUUGUGAGAGAGCUAGCAAAUUUGUUUCUGACGACUUGAAUUAAGACUUCAGAGAAUUGGGUAUGGCAUAUUGGCAUGGAGUGAGGACUGCUUUCUCUGUUUGAUAACUACAAAUAAGUACGGUGAAUUAUUCCUUCCUCUUUUGAUGGAUUAGUCUCUUGGACCCUUUCCUUCAUAGCUCUCGGUCAAGCCUAUGAUUUCAACAUAAUUCCAAUUCCAUAUCACCUUAUUUGUCUCGUCUUUUAUCCGCAAUACUUCGUAUAGUUUUGGUUUCCCAAAUCCUAAAUCUUUGAUCUCCCAUUCUUAUUUUCUCGCACAAUACUUCAACACAUGUUGGCUUUUAUAUAUUCACAUACUAUACCACCACGAGUCACGACUUGUGAAUUGUGAUUACAUUUUAUUUAUUAAUGUAUCUCUAAAUUAUGUUUUGAAAAAUAAUCUAUAGUUUGUCUCA
This is a messenger RNA of Cuscuta epithymum, 1711 nucleotides long. The record is from the annotation of a GenBank genome assembly. Lineage: Eukaryota; Viridiplantae; Streptophyta; Magnoliopsida; Solanales; Convolvulaceae.